UCGCGCGACUCUGAAACUCUUAACGCUCCCGUAGCAGAAUUCGCCAUUUUGAAUUGAAGAAUAUGACUUUUUUUUUGCUUGCAUGUGACGUUCGGAGUCCGUCGAUAGUUUGGUGAUUUGUUUUAAUCAGGAGUGUAACAGAGUGCGUCAUGUAAUGUUACCUGGGACUGAUAGCUUUGUGGCUGUUACAGUGCCUGUGGAACGGAGUUAGUGCCAUUGCUGCUGCUUUAUAGCUUCAGAGGCAAAACAGAUCCUGUAUGAGUGUGUGUGUGUGAGAGAGAGAGAGAGAGAGAGAGAGAGAGAGAGAGCGAGCGAGCGAGCAGUUAAACUCCGCGCUGAGCCCGAGUGGUUCUGCUCUUAGGUAUUUGUUCUGAGGAGGUGCUGGUGGGAAGCGGACUCCAUGCUGAUUAAUGCUUGUUCGCUCCAUGCCCUCUGCAGUCUGCCACUCCAAUGCCUUUCUACUUGUGGAGAAGGUGUAAUUAAGGAUUCACUCAUUUCAUCUGCUGCUGCCUGCAUUCUUUGUCCAGGCACGUGCUUCCUCUUGUAGCCAUUGCCAUGUUUUGGAAGUUUGACCUGCACACCACCUCCCACAUUGACCAGCUGCUUGAUCGGGAGGAUGUAACAUUGAAGGAAUUGAUGGAAGAGGAAGACCUGCUCCAGGAGUGCAAGGCACAGAACCACCGACUCCUGCUCUUUCUCGUACAGGACUACUGCAUGCAUGAGCUGGUCAGCCUCAUCACAGAGGAACCCCCUUCUGAUCUGGAGGAGAGAACACGCUUCAAACUUCCCAAUAUUGCCUGUGAUAUCCUCACCUCUGAUGUGGCUACAAUUAAUGACAAGCUGGGUGGUGAUGUAUGUGUGCUGGAGAAGCUGUACAGCUUUCUAGAACAAGAUCCACCUCUUAACCCACUGCUGGCCUCCUUCUUCAGCAAGACCAUUGGUAACCUGAUAGCACGCAAAACAGAACAAAUGAUUUCAUUCUUGAGGAAAAAACACAACUUCAUCAGCCUGGUUUUGAAUCACAUAGAUGUGUCCCCCAUGAUGGAUCUGCUCCUGCGUCUUAUCAGCUGUGUGGAACCAGCUCCCCUCAGACAGGAAGUUCUUAAUUGGCUGAAUGAGGAGCGAUUGAUCCAGAGGCUGACUGAGCUCAUGCACACAGGGAGAGAUGAAGAGAGACAAUCAAAUGCGUCCCAGACUCUGUGUGACAUCAUUCGUCUAAGUCGAGAUCAGGCCAGUCAGAUCCCAGAGGCCGUGGAACCAGACCCGUUGCUGGCCGUUCUGGAGUCAGAAGAGAAUGUGGCACAGCUUUUAAAGAGCAUGUUUGAAAAAAAGACCAGUGAAGCCUCUGUUGUCAAUGGAACUCAAGUUCUUCUGACAUUACUGGAGUCACGGAGGACAGGGCUGGAGGGUCUAAUGGAACUGUAUUCUCAGGGAUGUGAAAGGUCUUACACUGUCAACAGCAGUAUUCUACGUACUAUUGAGCCUCAUCUAAAGGACUUCCAACAACUUCUACUGGACCCUCCUAAGAAAAGUGCAAUACUCACAACUGUUGGUGUUCUGGAGCAGCCGCUGGGGAAUGCACGCCUUCAUGUGGCCAGGCUGGUGGCCUCUCUGCUACAGACAAGUGACAACAGCAUCUGCGAAGAGCUGUGUAGGCUUAACACCAUGGACCUUCUGCUGGAUUUAUUCUUUAAAUACACCUGGAAUAACUUCUUGCACUUUCAAGUAGAGAUGUGUGUGACAUCAAUUUUGAACCACUCAGCACACAUGGGUCUGCAGUCUUCGAUUCUCCAGAACCAUGAAGAGAAGCCUGAAGAAGGCCAGAAUAGCAGCACAGAUGCAGCACAUGUGCGCACCCGUGCUGCCUUGGUGGCCAAUCUUUUCCAAAAGUGUCGCUUGGUGCAAAGGAUUUUGUACGCCUGGGAGGAGAAUGACAGAAUUCAAGCUGAGGGUGGGACCAGGAGAGGUAACAUGGGUCAUCUGACUAGAAUCGCCAACACUGUGGUUCAGAACCUGGAGAAAGGACAUGUGCAGUCUCAGAUCAGUGAUCUCAUCAAAGAGCUCCCUGAGGACUGCAGAGGGCGUUGGGAGAGUUUUGUGGGAGAAACCCUUAGAGAAACAAACAGGAGAAACACAGUGGAUUUGGUAAGCACACAUAACCUGCAUUCUUCUAGUGAAGAUGAUGACAUGGAGAGCCCUUUCCCUAAUGAUCUGUCUAUUCAACAGGCAUUUUCUGAUUAUCAGAUUCAACAGAUGACUGCAAACUUUGUAGAUCAGUUUGGCUUCAAUGAUGAGGAGUUCAGUGAACAUGAUGAAAAUAUCAAUGCUACAUUUGAUCGAAUUGCUGAAAUUAACUUCAAUAUUGAUGCAGAUGAUAAUAGUGCCAGUGCUGCUGCCUUUGAGGCUUGCUGUAAAGAGAGAAUACAGCAGUUUGAUGACUGUGAAGAAGAAGAAGACAUUUGGGAGGAUAAAGAGAUCAGCUAUGCAACUCAAGUGAAAUCCCGAUCUAGGUUUGGUGUGUCUUUGUCUUCAGAAAGCUCACCGAAAGGUUCUGUGAGAAAUGGGAUGCAGGGCUGCAGGUCGGCCAGAGAGGAUGAAGAUGAGGAAGGGAAGAACCAGGUUUCUACUCAAACAGCAACCAGCCCAAAAUACCAAAUACCACAGACUCCACAGAGUCCUGUGUGCACAGCCAAUUUCGAUGAGGCGAAGGACAUUGCAUGGGGCUCUGCCUCCAAUCAGGCCAAUGAGGAGCAUCAUGGUACAGAAUGGGCCAAUUUCACAGAGUUUCAGCCUUUCUGCAGUAGCUCCAGUAACACUGAGAACAUGUCAGAAAUGAAAGGCCAGAAGGCUCCUCUGCUUGUCUCAGACUGCAGCUCUUCUGGAGGCUCUGACAGUAAGGAGGAUGUGGGAAAUGACAAGACUGUGGAUGCAUCCAAAGCAGCAGACAACCAAAAAGCAGCAGCCGUUCAGGCAUACAGUGAAGCACCUGCUGUGGAAUUGGAAAAACUCACUAUAACAGAUGCAGCAGCUCCUUCAGAGUCCCAGACACUCACACCCGAUGCAGAAAACACCACUGUGACAGACAAAAGAUUUGAUGCACCUUCUGAACCCACACCCAAUGGACCCAUCUGAAGGCAUUUAAAUGAAGCCAGACAAAAAAAAAACCCAUUUGAACCCACUUUUUGCCACUUCUGUUCUAAUUCUUAAAAACAAUACCACUUUUGGUGUUAAAGUAAAAAAUGCUGCCAAGUUGUUGAACAUGGACUCUACCAGUCAACAUGCACCACCGAAGGAAGAAGGAUGUGUAACACACACCCAGUAACCAGAGCAGUGCUCACAGGAGCUUUUAUUUCUUUUAACUUUGUAUGAAAUUUGCUGUUUUUAAUGUAGCAGUUGUGGGUUUUUCUCAGUUACAAAAUCAUUAGCCAUUCUAUUUUUCUUUGUUUAAUUUCCCAUUUCUUAAUUCAUUCUUCAACUCCAUCCCAACCACAGUGAGAGACAAAAAGGGUGUUGCAGGAAAGCACAGGAUACUGAAUCAUUAUAUAAUGUUGCCUCGUCCUUGUUUUUACUUAAAUGUCAUUGUUGUUAAUAUGCACUUAUGCAAGUUUCAGCGUGUAUAUAAACACAUCACACCGAUUGUUACAGAUAGUUUUGUGAAGUCUGUAAUAACUAUCCUACACCUCCUCCUCCAUAAUAAAAUUCACACAUGUAAAUUUAAUCCCAUCUGAACAGGGCUAUAGUUUCACUUCUCGUUGUGUGCAAUAAUGAAAUUUUAGCUCGAGAAUUUCAACCCACACUGUUAGCUGAUAGUGAAGUGUAUUUUUUCAAGUUCUGAUCUUUUUGCAGAGCAUUAUAAAUUGUGUAUACAAAGGCAUAUGGUUUCUGGUCAGCAUCCUUUCUUAACCUUCUAACUAUAAAGAAUACAGUACUUUUCUUUUUACUCUUUUCAAAUCAAGAAGUUUCAACAUGUAUGUUUGUAUUUCCUAACAUACUUCUGUACCUACAAAUUUGUUUACCCUGAAAAAGAAGUAUUUUAUUUGAUGUCAACUGAAUCACGGAAAGCAAGCAGGAGUUGUGAAGUGGUCUUUCACUCUACCAGAGUAUACCAGAUCUCCCACAGUCUUCCUGUUUUUCCACAGCUAUAUCUCUAGCGGCAAGGCAGCAGUGACACUCUUACAUUUAUAAGGAUACUUAAAGAACAAAAACGUGUUACUAAACUUGAUAUGAUCGUUUAUUUAGUCAUCACAAAUGAAUCUCUAAGUACUUGUUUGUAUCAGGAUCUUCUGGCUUGAUGCUUUUGAUCAUAUCCUGAAGCUUAUGAUAAUAGUUUUCUCUGUUCUCCUUCAUUAUUUAUUUAUAUAUUUUGCAUUGCUCUAUGAGAAACCUCCCCUGUGCUGUGCAUCUCUUAGUGUAAGCUGUUUAUUCUUUUCCUCCACUGUGCUUCUGCAUCUCACAAUUUUAUUAGGUUUGUUUCCUAAAGGCAGAAUAUGUUUAGCCAGUAAACCUUUAUUUACAAUUAGGAUUAUUAGGUAAAAAUAUAAAUUGAGCACAUUCUUUUUUGUGAUAUUUAUGCAACACUAAUCCUGUUCACCUACAAUCCUGUCUGUGUAUGCAAGCUUUUAUAGAUAUACAUGAAAAGGUGCAAAACUUCACCUAAGUUCACCUAAAAAUAAUUAAAUUAAUAAGAUUUAUUCAGUUGUAUUUUUCAGUUAACAAACGAGAACACUGGGCAUGAGAACACUGGGCAGCAGCCCCAGUAGUUGAUAAAUAUGUACUUGGAUCUUCAACGCACCUUUUGAUAGGUUGGCUAAUAGUUGAGGCAGUUUUAUCAACUAAUUUUUUUUAAUCAUCAAAGCUUGUUUUUGGUUAUGCCUUACAGCCAUGCCUGAGAAAUGCUACAUCAUUAAGCUUCACAAAAGUGCAUUAUGUUGAGAGAUUAAAUGGUUAAUGGUUGUGUAAUGAGGUGCAUUUUCUCACAAAUUACAGUUAGAGAGAAAAAAACAAUUACACUGAGGUGUACAGACUGUGUUGAUAUGACAUUCUCAAUGCUAACUAUAUAUCAAGAGAAUUCAUGUCUUUUACACAGCCCACAGAUACUCAGCUACAUAAGGAAAACUGGAAGCAGGAAGUUGUUAAUACAUGCAUUUAACAACAAAAACCACCUGCUUAAUCUUGUGUAGUUCCCUCUUGUUUUGCCAAAACAGCUCCAGACUGCACAAGACCUCUGAAGGUGUGCUGUGGAAUCAGGCUGCAAGAUGUAAGCAGCAGAUCCUUUAAGUCCUGGAAGCUCUGAGGUGGGGCCUCCAUGGACUGGACUUGUCUGUCCAUCACAUCCAACAGAACCUCCUAUUGGCUUGAGAUCUGGGGAAUUUCUGUCCAGUUUCUGGGAACUUUUUGUCAUGUUCCUCCACGGGGCAGGGAGCAUUAUGCUGGUAAAAGAGGAUGCUGCUAUUAGGGUACACCGUUGCCAUGAAAGGGCAACACGUUUAGGUAGGUGGUACAUGUCAAAGUAACAUCCACAUGAAUGCAGGACUCAUGGUUUCCCAGCAGAACAUUGCCUUGCAUCUUCGCAUACAGGAAGUUCCAAACGUCUCAGUUCAGAUCCAUAAACAGUGUCAGUUAUUGUAGUUAUCGGUUUACUGUUCAUCGACCCUGUACGAUUUUAUAUUUUAUAUGAACUGCUAAACCAGCAUGUGCAUGUGACUGCCAGGUCUGCUGGUGGAUGUGUUGAUGAAUUUCAUAUUUUCGUAUUUCUCAGAGUCCAAAAUAACGAGUCAUUUUAUUAAAAGUUUCACUUAUUUCACUCAAAUUGUUACUUGUAUAAUUUAUUCAGGAUAAUAAUAAAGAAAGAAUUACAAAACAAAUGAGAAUGCAUAAGGGGAGCAUUUUUCUUAGUGCUUUCAGACAUUGCUUCCCUACUUAUUCUGUUCUUAAAAAUAAGUGAUUGAUGUGAGAACAUUUUUAUAUUAUGUGUGUGUACAAGGCACUAAUCGGUGGGAGUUGGACUGAAUUUAUUUGUAUUUAUGAGCCAAGUCCCUACUGCCUUUAGUCACACAUUUUAUAACUUCUGUUAUUAAAUAAAUUCUAUCAUUUGCAUUACAUUUAUAUAAUUCAUUCUUCCCACUCAAAGGCCUGAAUCUGUUCCCCAUCCUGGUGAAAUUUCAGAGAACAUUUUUCUUCCUUUAUCUAAUCAUUUCCUAUAGGAAGUGAAAUAAUAUUGUGUUUAUGUUUGUAUCAUGUGUAUUAUGAUUAAAUAUUAUUAGAUUGUAGAGAAUCUGUAUUAUUAUUGUUGCGCUUUGGUUGGUGGACUAAAUUUAUUCGCUAGGUUAAAGUGCAAUAUAUCAAAACUUUUCUUUAUAAAAGUUCUAAUGCUUGUAUGUUGUCCUAUGUUAUUAGCUCCUGGUUACACACUUUCACUUGACAUAUACAGUUUCAGAAUGGAAAUGAUUUACUAUAAUCUUACUCUCCAGUGUUACCCAGAUGUGGAUUUGUUCCCUUUUUGAGUCUGGUUCUUCUCAAGGUUUCUUCCUCACAUCAUCUCAGGGAGUUUUUCCUCACCACUGUCGCCUCAGGCUUGCUCAUUAGGGAUACAUUGAAAUUUUAAACUUUCUGAAUGUUUAUUUUUCUGUAAAGCUGCUUUGAGACUUUCGUUAAAAGCACUAAUAAAACUGAAUUGAAUCGAGUCAGACACUAA
Molecule: messenger RNA, 6694 nt
Organism: Hemibagrus wyckioides
Lineage: Eukaryota; Metazoa; Chordata; Actinopteri; Siluriformes; Bagridae
Gene: ppp6r2a
Product: protein phosphatase 6, regulatory subunit 2a
Exons: 24
Coding region: 556-3132 (858 amino acids)
Cellular component (GO): cytosol; nucleus
Molecular function (GO): protein phosphatase binding; protein phosphatase regulator activity
Source: RefSeq, a predicted model, not a curated record